AUGUUUCUCUACUUGCUGGUAUUCAUGGCGUAUCAUAGCAGCAGAUGGAUACCAAGGAAUCAGAGGUUAAAAUUUCAAAUAGUGAACGCUGUGUUCGUGGCACUUGUCCUGGUCCCCCAGUUCUACGUCAUGGGAAGGCCCAAAUCCUCAAGAUACUGCAGGCAGCCUCUUCUGAACAACUUAUCAGCCUCAGUCGCCUUGUCCUUCAUAGCUUCAGGCUUCUCGGUGAUAUUCACAUUGAUAGACCCAGUUCCUCAGGGAUUGUGGGCCUCCUAUCAUGUGUUUGGGCUGCUGACAUGUGGACAAGGACUAUGCACUGCCAUCCUGACUCUGACAGCGGCAGCAUGUGACAGAACCACCCCGGAGCUGUACUACGUGUCUGUUAUUCUAACUGCUGCUUCCAUUUUCAGUACAGGUUUUUUCAUGGUGAGAGGAGGACUAUGGUUGACCAACAGGAAGCAUGCAACGGACCCAAGCAGGAACAAUGAGCAGGAAAGCAGUCCAGCUGUCACACGAUGA
Anoplopoma fimbria (sablefish) is the source of this 519-nucleotide messenger RNA. RefSeq lists its product as uncharacterized. Lineage: Eukaryota; Metazoa; Chordata; Actinopteri; Perciformes; Anoplopomatidae. Bases 1 to 519 code for a protein of 172 amino acids. The transcript has 6 exons. The record is from RefSeq and is a predicted model, not a curated record.